Odontomachus brunneus is the source of this 1177-nucleotide messenger RNA. RefSeq names its product cilia- and flagella-associated protein 97-like. The record is from RefSeq and is a predicted model, not a curated record. The transcript has 2 exons. The coding region runs from base 37 to 897 and encodes 286 amino acids. NCBI's taxonomy places the organism in Eukaryota, Metazoa, Arthropoda, Insecta, Hymenoptera, Formicidae.
CGUGUUACGCAAUUUUUUGUUGAUUACUUAGUCGGCAUGGUUACGCGCAGCUUUGAUUUUCAUUUCCCACUCGUGCAAACAUCAACGAGCGUCACAUGUUUCUCGUUGUACUCGGUCUUCGUUAUGACAGCGAACGCGAAUAAAACCAUCUGCCAGUACACUUGUACGUUAUCCAGCGAUGGAGAAGAUGCACGGACGAAAGAUAAGUUCACUAGUGUUUCUAAUAUGCACGAGAUCGACGAGGACAGCGAGACCGAUGAGGAAACUGCUGCUUCGGUGCAAUCGGGAUCUCCGGUCACGAAUGAAGAGAAAGAUACCGUUCAGAGUACGAAGAAUGCGUCGGAGGACGAGUACACGGGUGAGUCUUUCUACUCCGAUGAAUCCUGCGACGAGUCCGAAGUCACCAAAGUAACGUCAGAAUCGCUGGUCAACGAUUCCUCGCCUCUACCAUGCACGGCUCAUCUUCGACGCAACGAGAAUAUAAAGUCUACGGACGCGGAAGUACUUGCGACUUCGAACUCUUUAGAACUGCGUCUGCAGAACGAUGAGUUUGUCUUGGUGAGCGAUGAGCCGCCUAGCGCAAUCAUCACGGAUAGAUUCGUCAAGCCAAGGAAAUGCAAAAGAUGGAACAUGAGCUUCACUGAUGAAGAGAUGCGUAGGAUCGAACGUGAAAAUGAACUGUUACUCAGAAAGAUCAUGGCGCAGCAAAAGUCCCGACACAAGGUCCUCGAAGAACAUAUCGUACAAUCCAGGACUAGCAGCUCUGCAAUAAACAGGAGGAAGUUGCAGAAGAGAAUAGACGAUGAUAAUAUGUUACUUGUCAGGAGAAUACAACAGGCGAAGUCAUGCGUCUUGACAAACGCGUCAAAAAUGAGUUCUAGAUUAAACUUCUUGUAAAGCUCACAGCAUUAAGAAGGAUUUUCUUUCUAUUGAUAUUACCGAGAGUAAGACUAAUAUUUGAUAACCAUGAUUAGAUAAAUCAAUAUUACCUGUAAGCUAGUGGUACAAAUUUAGAGGCUGUGACGUGAUGUACAGUUUCAUUUUUUAAAUAUGCACGUAAAUUUUGAGAUACUAGUGUCGUAUUUGACGAAGAGGAAAGUCGCAGUGUGCGUGGACGCAUCUAUAAUGAGAUCCUUGUAAAGUUUCCAUUUUCCCAUAUAUAAAAUAUUACUGUGUU